Messenger RNA from Ostreococcus lucimarinus CCE9901, 204 nucleotides. RefSeq lists its product with no specific name. The coding region runs from base 1 to 204 and encodes 67 amino acids. The transcript has a single exon. The record is from RefSeq and is a predicted model, not a curated record. Lineage: Eukaryota; Viridiplantae; Chlorophyta; Mamiellophyceae; Mamiellales; Bathycoccaceae.
AUGCUCGAGUUCGCCGAGGCUGGGUUCCCGAGCGACGAGGACGACGUGCUGGACCCUCGCGCGCGCGAUCGAGCGAUGAAUAAGGUCGUGGAUGAGAUUCACGAACUCAACGCGGCGGAGACGGAGGUGCUGAAUAAGGCGUUCGAGCUGGUGGAAAAGUUUGGGCUGAAGCGGAAAGGCGCGGGAUCGGACGCGACGGAGUGA